AUGUUGAGCGGAAUUCUGGGGUGGUUUUUCCUCCUUUUCGAGCCCCUCGCCGACAACUACGUCCCUCUCAUCCAACCCCAAGAGCGCCUUCUACCCAAAAACCAACCAUGGGGACAAAUCAUCACAGGCGUGUAUGGUCGGCCCCCAUUGUUAAAGAUCCAUGACCGCAAUGGGCUAGUCAGUUGGAGUUUCCACCGUAAGGACGUUAAGCAGGACCUUCCACCGGACAUGCAUAAAUGUCUUUACGCCAGGGCCAACGACGCCACAGAAGUCAAAUGGAUGAAUAACGGCACCAGUGUCGGAGCCGUCUAUAGUGAUCUCGCCCUCGUCAUCAACCACACCCCGGACAACCCCGCCACCGACAAACUGAUCACUUUUGCACUUUGUAGAAGAAACGAUUUUCUCUGGAAUGCACACACCCUCGAGCCGCUACCGGGCCAUCGUCUCGCGGUGGGGACAACUCGCCAGCGACCCUGGGAUGGGAUCCUCGUUUAUAAUGCCAGUGCCUCUCAGCCUUUGAUGGCCAACCCUCCCAUCCUCCAAAACAUUACUGGUCUCCGCGCCAUCCACGGGUUGAUCUGGGACGAGCAGGGUCAAAUGCUCUGGGCUGCUGGGACAGAUGCUGCGGCCGAUGGCUCCGAUCCGGUGCCGGCAUACGGCACCAUCAUCGGAUACCCGUGGAAUAACGAUACCGGUCUGCUUGAGAAGGAUGAUCGCUUCAUCUAUAAGCUAGACGAAGCCAAUCGGAUUGAAGCAGAAUGGGGCAAGGGAUACUCCUGGUGGGCCGGUUUACACGACCUGGUACCUGUUCCUGGAGAGCGGAAGUUCCUUGUUUCCGAGGAUCGUGGUCUCCAUGAAUUUGACAUCGAGAAGGGUGAAUACACAGCGCACUAUGAGGAGGUCACCGAUAAGUAUAUGCCAGGGUUUGAGGUCACUACCAAUGACCGCCAUGGCUACACGAAUGACACAUGGGAGGAAUUGCCGCAGUCCGACUUGAAAAGCUUCAAUUUGGCCCCCGAUGGGAGUUAUAUAUAUGUUCAAUCGCUGUGGACCAAAUUUCGUGGCUUCCAUGUAAGCUUGGUGGUCGAUGGGUUGCGUCGCAAAAUCAAUAUCGGUGAUGAAAUAUACCGGUCACGGUGGUUUGGAAAUAUUGAUGGCUGGCCGAAACCUUAG
This is a messenger RNA of Penicillium salamii, 1173 nucleotides long. Lineage: Eukaryota; Fungi; Ascomycota; Eurotiomycetes; Eurotiales; Aspergillaceae. The record is from the annotation of a GenBank genome assembly.